Messenger RNA from Leptomonas pyrrhocoris, 1571 nucleotides. RefSeq lists its product as hypothetical. The annotation marks the transcript as partial. Gene Ontology annotation, cellular component: nucleus; cytosol. NCBI's taxonomy places the organism in Eukaryota, Euglenozoa, Kinetoplastea, Trypanosomatida, Trypanosomatidae. The record is from RefSeq and is a predicted model, not a curated record. Gene Ontology annotation, molecular function: GTP binding. The transcript has a single exon.
GCUCUGUCAGAAACGCUGAGGGAGAGAGCGAGAGGAAGCGAGAGGCAGAGUGGGCUCACUGAAAACGAGACCCCAGUGCGCUGCUAAAAGCGCCUUUCUGUCACUUCACCUUUUUUUUUUCUUUCUGCCAUGUCGUUUAUGGGCUAUGUCCAAUCGUUGUGGGGCCCCUCCGCUGCCUCGGCGUCCUCUUCCUCGAGCGGAGGUGGUGGCCUCUUUUCGUCCCCCGCUGUGUCGUCUUCGGCGGUACGCAGCAGCAGCUGCAGCGGUGGCUCGGCCCAGUACAUCGGCAGCGGUGUGUGGCCCCUGUCUCCUCAGGUGCGGGAGGAGAUGAAAAAAGGGACGCGGUACAACAUGAAGGUGCUUCUCCGCGGCACCAAAGGCACGGGCAAAAGCACCCUGCUGGCUCGUCUGACCGGGCACCCCCUGCCCCUCUCCUACACGCCUUCCACCGAGUUGAUCGCCUCCACGAUGCGGCUGCAAGGCGAGCACUGCGCCCCGCACGAGGGCACCAAAGUCGAUAUUUGGGAGGUAGUGGAGGAGGGCCGGCAGCGGUCGGCGUCAUCGUCGUCGCCCAACGCGACGGCGAAGGCGGCACACCACAUCCCAUCAGCGCAGCUGCAGGAGGCACUGCGGAUGGCGGCAGACACCCGCUUACUGGAUGUGUAUGCCGGUGCUCACCUCACCAUCUUCAUGAUCGAUCCGCGCCAGCGCGCUUCGUGGGAGUACGCGAAGCAGGAGACACUGCACGUGCCGCCGACCUGCUGCGUCCUCUACGCCCUCAACUUCUCGGACGCGACAAGCGCAGCGAUUACCGCGAACGUGCCGUUGGCGGAGGUGCAGGCGUGGCGUGGUCGUGUCCGGCGGGCCACCACCAGUGUGGUCCAUCGCAUGCUGGAGGGUCGGCAGGCCUCCGAGGAGUUCUCCGUGCAGCCCAUGACGGCGGUGCUGAGCGCACUCUCAGGGGCGGGCAUUAUGGGUGUCAUCCGCGCACUUCACGUGGCGAGCACAUUGCUGCGCAUCGCGACGGAGGAGGUGCGCGUUGUGCGUCUGUUUCAGCUUUUGGCGCGGCAACAGUCCGUCUCGAUCGACAACGCUGCACCGCAGCCAAAUCCCACACCAACACUAGCGCCAACAGGGGGCGCCGGGGCGGGUGAGCAACAGACAACAAGCGCGGACGAUGUUUCCGUGAAGCAAUCCACUGGAGAUCCUCGUCAGUUAAGUACCCACAGUGGCUUUAACCAGCCCGGUGGCCACCCACCCGCAGCUCUUCAGCUGCCACCGGGAGUCGACGGUACGACUGCCCUUCGUAUGGAGCACCGCGGCACGUCGUCGUCAUCGGUGGUGUUGGGCGACCCGCCUCCGCUUUUAGACUCGCACUCCAACGGAGCCUCCCUGCGUCCGCUGACGGAAGCGGAAGCCAUGAAGCUUUUUCUAGGCAGCGGCAGCAGCGGCGAGUCGAACGGCUCUGGUCGUUCCUCUUCCUCCUCUUCCUCUUCUUUUACCGCUGGGCCUUCUUCUCAUGGCGGCGCAGGGACACCGCACACGCCCCGGGGCGUAGUCAGUGCCCGUCA